Messenger RNA from Vespula pensylvanica (western yellowjacket), 1549 nucleotides. RefSeq lists its product as uncharacterized. The coding region runs from base 287 to 1198 and encodes 303 amino acids. The record is from RefSeq and is a predicted model, not a curated record. The transcript has 4 exons. Lineage: Eukaryota; Metazoa; Arthropoda; Insecta; Hymenoptera; Vespidae.
UGUUCGUCGCUGAAGUCGCUUCGAAGGAAAGAUGGUAAACAAUCUUGAGCAACAGUCCUUUAUUCGUGUCGAGGAUAUCUCGAUGUACGAACGUAAUAGUAAAACUGUUUUGUCGAGAAUAUUGCGAACCUCGAUCGUAAAGAUUAAUCGUAAUAUUGUACAAAAAGGUUAUGUAUCUCAUUCGUAGUUGUCGGCGCGUAAUAAGUUUCCAUUUUUACGAAGUAUUCGAUUAACGUCCUGUGUUAAUUAAUUAUUUAAUAUUAUUUGUAAAAAAUUAAAAGUAGAAAUGGAGGCAACAAUGGAAGAAAACUGUCACAUAUUAACCUCAACGCCUUCAAUAAAAGAUUUUAUACAAGUUUCAUCUAAUUGGAUGGUUGAUAGAAAGAAAUGUUAUGUAGAUACUAUUACCACAAUGCCAUUAUCACUUGCUCCAGAGAGUAUAGAAUUAGAUGAUAUAAUUUCCUUGGAUACAUGUAUUUAUUUACGUUCUACGGAACAAGUGACAGAACCAUGUACAUUGGACAUAAAAUUAACAAAUAAUCAAAAAAUAUCACGCAUCAUAAUUCUCUCUGAAGCAUAUGUCAUAGAAUUUUUUAAACAAUAUGGAGAAUAUGCAACUACAGUAUUCGCAGAGCAAGUAGAUGAGUUUAUAGGAAGUACUAUAUAUUUAGCAGAAGUGACUUUAGAACAUCCUACUACUGAGGCCAGUAUUAAAUUUACGAAAAUAAAAAAUACAGAACCUAUGUUAUGGAUAUUCGGUAUAAAACUUAUAUUAACAGAAUCUGUUAAAGAAAAUGAAUCAGAAAUACUUGAUUAUACAAUAACAAAUUUCCUGAAUAACUUAAAUGGUUCAACACAACAAAAAGCAACUUUAGCUAAUAUAAUAUUAGAAUCUGUUAAACAAGAAACAAAUGCUAAAAAUGAUGAAAUUAUACCUUUAAGAAAUCUUAUGACUAUUAUUUCCAACACUUCACAAGUUCAAAAUAAUAAUAAAAAUGUAAUUGAAGAGACCAAAAAAUUGGAUCUUAAUUGCAAAGGUGAUUGUAAAAAUGUAGAAAUUACAAACAUUGAAACAUAUAUUAAUAACAAGUUUCAUGAAAUGGAAACAAGAACUAUGCAUAGAUUAAAUGAAAUUGAACAGAAUAUUAAUCGAAAAUUAGAUGCUAUACUUGAGAAGCUUGAAAUUAAGUUAAAAUGACAAUAUUUAUGAACAAUUUUGUAUAUAGUUUCAUAAGUUAUCAUAACAUAAUACUGUUUUAAUUAUAUUUCAAUAUCUUAUUUCUAUUGUAUUCUUAUAAAAAUGACCAAUUUUAUUAACUAUCAUUACUUUCAUUUUCCUGUGGAGGAUCCCAAUUGUGAAGCUGUUUCCUCCAUAAUUUAAUCAUUCCAUCCCAUCCUCUUCUGCUAUAUUUAAUGUAUUUUGGAGGAGUUCUUGGAUGUUCUCUUGUACGUUGCUCUCUGAAAUAAAACAAUAUGAAGUAUUAUACAUCAAAUACAAUACUCAUCAAAACACUGAUAAAAUAAAACGAAAAUUUAUAAAAAUCACUGA